Molecule: messenger RNA, 537 nt
Organism: Acanthamoeba castellanii str. Neff
Lineage: Eukaryota; Discosea; Longamoebia; Acanthamoebidae
Exons: 2
Coding region: 1-537 (178 amino acids)
Biological process (GO): dephosphorylation
Molecular function (GO): phosphatase activity
Source: RefSeq, a predicted model, not a curated record
AUGAGGAAGGGAGGUGGUGCAGUUGGCAGCAAGGCCAUGCGCAAGAACAGGGGUGGCGGCAAGUCCGGUAGGGUGAUGGGCAAGUACAAGGGCCGAGGGGGUCCGCCAGCUACUCUGGCCACCCUCGACCUCUCGUGCAUACUCGACCCCGUCGUUGUCGAUGGCGGCAAUGGCUCCGAGAAGUCGUGUGGUGGGGAGGUGAAGUGGCGCGAUGAUGAUGAAGAGGAGGAGGAAGUAGGAGAAAAGCCCUUCACGCGCAAGGGAGGGCUCUACCUGAGCGGCGGACGUACGGUGACGCGAGACUCGCACCUGCUGCGCGAGUUCCACAUCACCGCCAUCAUCAAUGCAGCCGACAACGUCCACUACAGCACCGUUGAGGGUCUGCCCGACUGCCGGCGCCACCACCUGCCUCUCCGCGACUUGGAUGCCAACGCCAUGCUGGCCCCACGCGAUGUGCUGCGGGCGUUGGAGUUCAUCGAAGCCGAGCUGGAGAAGGGAUGCGUUCUUGUGCACUGUCGAGGAGGCGUCAACAGGUAG